Molecule: messenger RNA, 2492 nt
Organism: Myotis myotis
Lineage: Eukaryota; Metazoa; Chordata; Mammalia; Chiroptera; Vespertilionidae
Gene: GP1BA
Product: glycoprotein Ib platelet subunit alpha
Exons: 2
Coding region: 291-2441 (716 amino acids)
Molecular function (GO): protein binding
Source: RefSeq, a predicted model, not a curated record
UGGUGGUUAAAGAAGUCCACUCCCAGUCACCCUGCUGGAGAAGGAAAGUGGGAGAAAUUAGAGCCAAAAGGAGGGCUUGGGGGAAGGCUGCGGAAGGGGGUGAUAAGGGCCUGUGUCCGGGAGGGAGACUGUUCACUGGGUCUCAGGAGUCCCUAUCAGGUUGGCACUUCCUCCUAUCCCCAUUCCCUUCCUGCCCCUGACCAGGCCCUCCCUAGAGCUGGAAGAAAGAAGGACCGAGUCACACCCUGGAAGCUCUGUGCCUUUGGAGGUUUUUCUGCCUGCCCGUCCUCAUGCCUCUCCUCCUCUUGCUGCUCCUGCUACCGAGCCUUUCACAUCCCUUUCCCACCUGUGAGGUCGCCAGAGUGGCCACCCAGGUGGAAGUGAACUGUGACAAUCAGGGUCUGAAGGCGAUGCCUUCAGAUUUGCCGGCAGAGACCACCAUCCUCCGCCUGGGCGAGAACCCCCUGCGCACCUUCUCCAUGGUGUCCCUGGUGCCUCUGACUAGGCUCACUCAGCUGCAUCUGGGUGACAGCCAACUGACCGAAUUGCAGGCCGAUGUGGAACUACCGCUGCUGGAGACCCUGGAAAUACCCAAUAACCAGCUGAAAAGCCUGCCCUCGCUGGGACAGACACUGCCAGCACUCACCACCCUGGAUGUCUCCUUCAACCAGCUGACCUCAUUGUCUCCUGGGGCCCUGGAUGGCCUCAGCCACCUCCAUGAGCUCUCCCUGCGGGGCAACAGGCUGAAGAGUCUGCCACCCCGGCUCCUGGCGUCCACGCCCCAGCUGAAGAAGCUCAAUCUGGCUGAAAACCGGUUGACGGAGCUGCCCCUUGAGCUCCUGGAUGGGUUGGAGGAGCUUGACACCCUCUACCUCCAAGGAAACUGGCUGCGUACAAUACCAGAGGGCUUCUUUGGAGAGCGCCUUCUGCCUUUCGCUUUUCUCCACAAUAACCCCUGGUUCUGUGACUGCAGCAUCCGUUAUUUCAGUCGCUGGCUGCGAGACAAUGCUGACAGUGUCUACUUAUGGAAGGAGGGUGAGGAAAACAAGGCCAUGACCCCCAAUGUGGAGAGCGUGCGAUGUGUCAAUAUGGCAACACCCGUCUCUGACUACAUAGGGAAGGACUGUGGCCCUCUCAAAAGUGUGGAUGGCCUAGACUAUGAUGUAUAUGACGAGGGCGCUACAAGUGAGAAGGUGCCUACCACGAGGACUGUGAUCGCCAGCACCAAAGCCCAUACAACUCACUGGGGCCUACGCUACUCAGAAUCUACUGCUUCUCCAGACAGCCAAAUGCCCUACUUGCCUCCAACUCGUGAGUCCACUAAGAAACAGACCACAUUUCCAACCACGUUAGAAUCCAUUACAUUCUCCCGCACUCCAAAACCCACGACUGAAACCACCAAAACCUCGACCACCCCAGAGCCCACCACAGCCCCGACCACCCCAGAACCCACCACAGCCCCGACCACCCCAGAGCCCACCACAGCCCCGACCACCCCAGAGCCCACCACAGUCCCGACCACCCCAGAGCCCAGCACAGCCCCGACCACCCCAGAGCCCACCACAGCCCCGACCACCCCAGAGCCCACCACAGCCCCGACUACCCCAGAGCCCACCACAGCCCCGACCACCCCAGAGCCCACCACAGCCCCGACUUCCCCAGAGCCCACCACAGUCCCGACUACCCCAGAGCCCACCACAGUCCCGACCACCCCAGAGCCCACCACAGUCCCGACUACCCCAGAGCCCACCACAGCCCCGACUACCCCAGAGCCCACCACAGCCCCGACCACCCCAGAGGCUACAACCCUGACCACCCCAAAACCCAUCACAACCCCGAGCACCCCAGAAACCACAACUCCAACCACCUCAGAACCCAUAACCUCAGAACCCAGCACACUCCAGACCACUUCAGAACUGACCACAGAACCCACCUCCCUCUCUCCCUUAAAAUCCACAACAAUCAUCUCUGACUUUUUCGACCCCGAAAAGGUCCGAGGACUGGCUCAAGGGAAUGUGGAUAGCUCCAGAAACGACCCUUUUCUCAACCCCGACUUUUGCUGUCUCCUCCCCCUGGGCUUCUACAUCUUGGGUCUCCUCUGGCUCCUGUUUGCUUCUGUGGUCCUCAUCCUGCUGCUGAUCUGGGUCUGGCACAUGAAAGCGCAGGCCCUGGACUUUGGCCAGCCUGUUGCCCUGACCACAGCCAAGCACACCACACAUCUGGAGCUGCAGAGGGGAAGGCAAGUGGCUGUGCCCCGGGCCUGGCUGCUUUUCCUCCAAGGAUCACUCCCAACUUUCCGCUCCAGGCUCUUCCUGUGGAUCCGGCCUAAUGGCCGUGUGGGGCCUCUGGUGGCAGGACGGCGGCCCUCAGCCCUGAGUCUGGGUCGUGGUGAGGACCUGCUGGGUACAGUGGGCAUUAGGUACUCUGGCCACAGCCUCUGAGAUUGGGUGAUUUGGGGACUUUGAGAGGCUCUGAUGGGCUUUCUUAUUGGG